Suillus clintonianus is the source of this 2408-nucleotide messenger RNA. Its product is annotated as WD40-repeat-containing domain protein. Bases 184 to 2241 code for a protein of 685 amino acids. NCBI's taxonomy places the organism in Eukaryota, Fungi, Basidiomycota, Agaricomycetes, Boletales, Suillaceae. Gene Ontology annotation, molecular function: protein binding. The record is from RefSeq and is a predicted model, not a curated record. The transcript is spliced from 8 exons.
CAUUAUGCUAGAGUGAUCAAGACAUCAAGUCGGUCACAUCCUGAUGGUGGACACCAGCGCCGGCCAUGGCUGCGAAUAUCGGAUUAGUCGGAAUGCUGUAAGUAUCGCCACAUGAAUCCGUCAAACAAGCAGAAACCCUGAUUGACACUCCAGGUACCUUGCCCGGUGUUAUAACGAGCUGUUAUGGCUGCUAUACUCGAGCUCUUUGCAAGGCAGACUCGCAGGGCAGACUCAACCCCAGCGCAAGCGAAAGUACCAACUCCAAAGCACAAUUUUGAGGGACACAAGGAGGCUAUAUGGAGUUUUGUCUUCUUGCACGACAACAUCCAUGUUGUGAGUUGUUCAGCGGACGGCACGAUGCGAAAGUGGAACUGCGACACAGGACUUAUGGCCGGAAAAGCAUGGAAAGGCGAGGGAGGAAGGAUAUAUGCACUGGCGCUUUCACCGGACGGGAAGAUGGUUGUGUGCGGGAGGAAUGACGGAAGCGUUCAGCGGUGGAAUACCGACGGGGAGAUGAUCGAAGGCAUCUGGACAGGUCAUAGCAAGGCGGUGCGAUCGCUGUCGUGGUCUCCCAACAUGAACCAUAUUGCCAGUGGGUCCAGUGAUGGAACGAUCCUCAUUCGAAAAGCAGAAAAUGGAGAAGUAGAGGUAGGCCCGAUCAAGACGCAGCACUGGCAGGACGAGAAUCUUUGCGAGAUUUGGAGUCUCGCAUAUUCACCUUCGGAAGACAGAAUUGCAUCAGGCGGGAACAACAAUACCAUUUGCAUAUGGGACAGCACAACUGGCAAGCUUGUCGUUGGGCCCAUCAAAGGUUUAGGGAACGUUGUGACAUCGGUGGUAUGGUCGUCGGACAACACUAAACUUUAUUCCGCGUCCGACAACUUGGCACGUGUUUUCGACAGCAAAACAGGCGAACUGCUUCAUCGCUUUGCGCAUAACGAUGACCUGUACUCGGUCGCGCUUUCACCUAAACAUAACGUCCUGGCGUGCGUGGGCUGGGAUGGCACUACAAAACUAUGGGACACAGAAUCCCAUCACCCACUUGGCCAAUCAUCUGGCCGCUUUCGUGCUGCCCUUCGACAUGUGGCAUUCUCUCAAGAUGGGAGACACCUAGCACAUGGCGGAUACGACGGGAAACUUACUCUGUGGAUAACCAAUGACAUAGCUCCCGAACUUCCGCAGCAGCAAAAUCAACCUGGGUUCCCAUCAUUAUCUCGCCUCGAUGUUCACGCUGCAAGACCAUCAGAGGGUGAUGACAGCUUUAAGGAGGUACAAGAUCACAGUCAAGGAACGCAGCAGGAAGCUCGACCCGGGUCUGCAUUGUCUUUCCUCAAUGCUGAUGCUACAGGCUCAUCAGGGGGUGGUGGCAUCCUCGAGGAGGUGCGUGAUGAUCCAUAUGUCAACUUCUUUGAGUCUUCUCUUCCUGCCACGACAUCUGGUCCCCCCGAGCCUUCCAACCCUUUUUCAGCUCGAGGUUUCUGGAACACGAUUUCUCGACGUCGCGAGUCAGCAAAUGAGUCCACUCCAUUGCAAGAACGCCCCAAGCGCAGAUUCUUGGCGCGCCACGCUCGCUCAAACUCACCUCCAACCACUACAUCCGACCAACCAACGCCAGAAGGGAAGGUUCAAGCCGGGAAAGAAGCCGAGAAAAUUGACGAGGAUGUUGAUCUCGGCGCCAUCAAACCAAAAAAUGGGAAGGACAAGAAACAAAAAGGGUCUCUUGUUGACGCGCAGAGCCCUGCCAAACUCAAGAGCGAAGAAAAUCAGAACUUUUGGGAACGACUGAGGCGUGUUGGAGGGAAGAAUUCCGCAUGCGUCAAUAUGAAUAUAACAACAAAACGUCCUGAGGUUGUUGAGGUGUAUGCCGUGCGCGGGUGUCAGGGAUAUGUUGCAAUGACACCGAAACGUAAGAGAAAGUCACAGGUAGCAGUGUGCAGCGCCCCUCUCGCCGCAUCUCAAAUGUACGGCUCGUCGCAGCCGCCGGGUCCAUCCUCCCCAGCCGGUCCUGCACGGGCUGUCACAUUGUUUCAAGCCUCGUCAGGACAGGGAAAGCCAUCAUCGGUUGGUAUACAUGAAACACAAGUUGCUGGAGGCCCAUCAUCGCACACUUCCCCAUCACGCUUUGUCACCACUUACCACAUCAGUCAUGAUUCAGAUUCACGCUCAAGCAUCGAAGGCACCUGCAAUAGGUUCCUAGACAGGAUAUGUUUCCCGUGUGGACACUACCACAAGGAUUCUUAGCCGGCUACGUUUCUGUGUGGGUCUGACCGACUUUCUUUGACUUUUCUUGCGUUAUUUUUUCGUGUUGCCAGUUACACACUACUGUUAUUAUGCUAUUUCAUGUUCUUUUAUGUUCAGCUGCUGUAUUUGUAAUCUCGACACUCAGGUUAUUUAUCGCAUGGAAUUAA